AUGUCCAAGGACGGGCCUCGCUACAGCGGUAGCCUCGUGGCCCUCGAGGGUCUGUCUGAGACUGCCCUCGAAACCCAAUUGCGCCUGUUGCCCGCAUCGUCGCAAAUCCUCGUCUUGCCAAGCAUUCGCAACUAUCUCGGCACGGACGAUGCGCUCGUGACCCCGUUUGCACCUUCCUCGUCCGGCCCGUCCUCUACCUCAGUAUCCGCUCUUCCCAAAUCGGCAUUGUCCACCUCCGUCGCUCCUUCCACAUCCAGACUGUCCAAAUCGCCAUCAACAACAUCGACCCAUUUUGAUCUUCGCCGCUACAUCAAAAGCAUCCACAAUGCCGCCGCUGCACGGCAAGCCAUCGCCCUAGAGUUUCUCCAGGACAAUGAAACGCACACCACCCCCUCAACGACGUCCAAGACACCGCCAAAGAAACUUGUUUUUCUCAAUGGCGGUACGGUCACAAGCCACGCGCUGUGCAUCGAGGCCAUUCGACAGCACGACGCGGCCGCCGGCGGCAACCUGGAACAGGCCGCGCUUCUAUUUGAUCAGCUUACGGCUCAUGGCGUCGCGGGGCUGGAUGAGACGUCGGCAACCCCGAUGGCAGCCGAGACAAACCGGCUCGACAAUGUUGCCAUUGGCGACGACGAUGAGUAUGUGGAACGUGAUGACGACGACGAGGAGGGUGAUCCUGCCACAAAGGCUAUGCGCGCCGCCGAUGCUCUGGACCGCAGGACGGAGGGUCUGCAGCCCAGCACACACAUCCUCGACUUGACUGUCACCAAGAAGCCACGGCCACGCAGUUUGAGUCUGCCCAUCCACGGUGAUUUGCUGGAGCUAUGGGAUGCCGGACGCCGCCCGAGUCUUGCUCCAACCGCAAACACAAAUAACACAAAUACCACAAACACGACCGACAACGACAAUGUCGACAAUGACGACACAAGCACCAUCAACAACCGCAGCUUCUACUGGGUCCCGCCUAGUAUGGCGGCUGGUGCCGCGGGCAGCGAGAUAUACGACGCCAACAAUUUUAGCUUCAUCACGUCGGCAUCCCCCACCCGCGGCAGUUCGCCCACCUCCACCAUCUUCCCCGUCUCGAUGCGGCUCGACGCCAUUGCCUCGCAACAACAAAAGAGGCAACCGAGGAAAUCCCCGUCACCUUCGCCGGCCCGCCAGUAUGUCUCGUAUCGCCCGGCUACCAAGGGUGAUACAGCGCGUACCGUUGUGCUUGACCCUGCACCACGUGGAAGGACGGCUCGCCGGCGAGCCUCGCAGGUGGCUGCUCUUCGUAACAAUGGCGACAACGAGGACAAUAAUGACGACGAUAUGCCCUUCUACACAUACCACCACCAGCUGCCCCGGCGACGCGCUCGGUCACUCGAACGAAAGCCGUCCAUUGGUGCCGGUAGCUUUAGUGGCAUCAGCAGCAUCAGUGGCAUCAGUGGCUUCAGCCGGUUUAGCGGACUCAGCGGCAGCAGCAACGGCAAUGGCAAUGGCCUCGGCAUGAACAUGAACUUCUUCCUGAGCACCAGUAGCCGCGAGCCGUCAUCGACGCGGCCCCGGCGCACGUCCAACGUCAGUGAUGACACCACGUCUAUGGCCACAUCGGCCAUUGGCACCAAACCGUCCAUCUCGUCGUCUUCCUCAUCCAAGUUCAUGCCAACAGGGACGGGCAUCCCCGACGUGCCGCUGUUGCCAGGAGCCGAUGUACUAGAAAAGAUGGCUAUACGCAGGAAGACGAAGACAAAAUCAAAACAAGCCCAAACAGCAGCAACCUCGGAUGCGCAGAAGAAGCCGCAGCUUCGCCUAAAGACGACCGCCUCCGUCACUAACGUAUCCUCACCACUGACGUCUCGUUACGUUGACCGUGGCACGGAUGCCAGCCAGGCGGGUGCCAACGGUGCCAGUAAACAAAUUGUCUUUGAGCUAGUGCUUCCCCUGGUCGAAGACUUAGUCGUUCAAUUUGACGACGACGGGAGUAACGCGAGCAACUCGGCACUGGAACUGGCGAUCCAACGCUGUCGCGAGCUUGACGGGGCGCAGAUUAUCCACCAACGAGACUCGUCUGUCCACGAUACAGUGAUCUCAAAGCACAUAUUAUCCAACGGCGAACACCAUUCAUUUGACCAAAAGACUAUGUCGUCGACCUUGCCCGAAACACCAAAGUCUUCGUCACACGGUCAAUCUUCAUCCUCCUCGCCCACUGCAUCUGCCUCCCUUCUUCUAGGCACAGCCACGACCAUACCUGCAACCCAGGCCACAGGUACCUUCAGCACAGACGAUUAUGAUCCGUUUGCGCCACAUGAGUACAAUGCUGGCCGCAAGGUGCAGUUGCCCAUCGCAGUGCCUAUCGCUAUGCAGCCACAGGCUGCGCCAUCCAUCAAGACGCCGCAGCCCCUAACUCCCGCUCACACACCGCCGCCACACCAGAGGCUAGACGGGGACAUUGACCCGGACCCCCAAGUCGGUUCUCGUUUCCAUGUUCUUGAUACGGCAAAAUACCAAACAGCCCUGGCCCUGCACAAUGCACUACGUUCUAUACUAGGUUUCCACUUUCCGGAAGACCAUGAGAGCGAAGAGACAAAUGCCAACCUCGACUCGCUGACCUCAGAGAGCCUUACCAGCUUUCUCUUUUCCGUUGUGCCAGGAAUGGAGGGUAGCAGCAUGUGGGCGCCAUUGCUGUCUGGAAACCGGACCGAACAGAAAGUGGAUGCCAAUAUGGAAGCAGAGACACCCGUUACGGAUAUGGUGCUCGCCUUCGGCAGCCAGCGUGAUGUGCCAUCUUCACUCCGGGCAAAGAUUAUGGGCCAGUUGGAUGCCCUCACUAGCCAACCAGCCACCGGCAUUAGCCGUGGUGGUCGUCUUGAUAUCCGCUAUCUGAUUACCAACGCGCUGCAGUCGCUGGCUGCACAGCAAGCCCGCCGCCAUGGUAAGAGCACGGGAACGGUUGUGCUGGCGCCACUUAUCAUUGCCCAGCUUGACCAAUACCUGCGCACCUAUCCCUCCUCGUCGUUGCCCGCAUCGCCCUCCGUACGUCUUGUCCUGCUCGAAUAUCCAAUGGAGCUUCUUCCUCUCGUGUUGGCCAUGCAGCAACUGGCAGGCCGGGACCUGAUCCAGGUCGCAAGCGUCAUCACAAUCGAAGAUUCAAAAUACCGUACUGAAUUUCGCCGACCCUUCCAAGUACUACAAGAGCCACUUCUUUCUCCAAGGCUCAGAUUUUCCCCGCCUGUGAAUCUAGGUGUGACUCAAAAGCAGCCGUCGUUCAAGCGGGCCAACUUUGUGUUGACAUCAGCUGCCAAUGAAACGGAUAUCGACGCAUUUGUAGCCUCAAUCCGAAAACUUUUACUGUUGAGCAAAGCUUCGACGGUGACAAGGAUGGCAACAUCACCAGCAGAGGUCAUGUUCCAGAAUGGCAUGAUCCCACUCACGUUAGUAGCCCAACAACAGGGAGAUGCCGGCCGCUACUCAGCUCUAUCAACGGCCACCACGGCCGCUGGGGGUACCGGAAUGGGCAUUGGUAGCAGCGGCAGCAGCAGGAACAGCAAGAUCCGCACACCACCGCGUACAGACAACUUGAUGCAAUCCCCCACGUUGCCAAGUCCACUCGUUGGAAACACUCCUAGUCCGAGGCGGAAAGGGUCUUCUUCGGAGAAGGACAGAAAGCGAGCACCAGCAGAUAGCAACAGUGGCAUAGAGGCCCGGCAGCCCCCUCUUCCUCUCCCCAUCAACACCAAAAAGGUCGUGUCAUCCAAGAUGUCUACCGCUUCCAUUUCGGCUGUCCGGCCCCCAAAAUCGCCCACUCUAUCAAUGGUAUCGCAGCACUCACUGCAGUCGCAGCCAUCGUCGCUACAGUCGUUCCAGUCUCAAUCCGACUCCUGGCGCGCGACGACCAACGAGCAUAGUUAUAUUGCACAAUCCACGGGUUUGGCACCAGCACCCACGGUCCUGCCCAACAGCCGCCUCGUUGCUAAGACCAUACAGGUCAGUGGGUCGACAACGAUGCGGCGGGCCAAGGAGCAGACAGCUACGGUUGCUGCCAACCCUAGCGGUAUCUCCGCGCCUGUUAUCGUCAACAACCUGAAGACCACUUCGACACUGCCGACGUCCUCUGCACGGAGCGACAAUGACAACCUUAGCAACUGGGAUGCCGGCUUGGACGUGUCAGAGGACGGCAACUAUACUUACAAUGAGCCGCCGUUUGCCACCAGCAAUGGCAAUGCCAAAGGCAGCUCAAAGGUUAUUGCCACGAACGGUAAUACUGCUGUCAACAGUGCUAGUGGCGCCAGCACGAGUGUUGCCUAUGGUGGCUACAACGACGACGAAUACGACUCUGGUGAUGACGACGAUGAUUUUGAAAACGACCCUGAUAUGCGCCGUCUCAUGCCGCUAUUUAUGCGUGACCGCGCUGCUCUGCUAGCCGCCAAAGAGGCAGCUGGCAGUCGCGGUGUACGGCCGCAGCCCAUGCGCAGCAAAUCGAGCCAGUUAACGGGCAUCAGUACACCGACUGUUUCGGCUUCUGCAACCAUGCCACCGACACAGGGUCCACCGCAAGUCAUGAGUAUGACUGGCGAUGGCCUCCGCGGCAAGUCCAGCGUCGGCAGCAUCCACAGCCAGCACAGCCAUGCUAGCAGCCUUGCCAACAAAAACAGCAACGAGGGUAAGAAGGCCCUUAAAUGGCUAGGCUUGGCCUAA
Molecule: messenger RNA, 4680 nt
Organism: Sporothrix schenckii 1099-18
Lineage: Eukaryota; Fungi; Ascomycota; Sordariomycetes; Ophiostomatales; Ophiostomataceae
Exons: 1
Coding region: 1-4680 (1559 amino acids)
Source: RefSeq, a predicted model, not a curated record